Molecule: messenger RNA, 264 nt
Organism: Clunio marinus
Lineage: Eukaryota; Metazoa; Arthropoda; Insecta; Diptera; Chironomidae
Source: the annotation of a GenBank genome assembly
AUGUUUCAUGCAAACGAGAAGCAAGUUAACAGAUCCUCAAAGCAAGCACCAACACGUGCUGUAAAUAUUUGCUUGAAAAUGUAUCAAAUUAAUCAAGAAUCUUGUAUCAUGAAACUUAGAGAAGAAAGGAAAGAGAUGCGAAACUGUCACAAAACUGGAGGUGCUCAGGGUUGGGGAAGUGUCAAUGUCAUCGUUACUAUUUCUGGAAGAUUUUUCUCUUUCCCUCUAGCUAGAACAGCAGCAAUUCCCUGUCAUUACAAAUAA